GUUGGUAAACAAUUUACUGCGUUAUGUGAUCAGAAUCGUAGCGCUCGUGCUCCUUUAAAAUCGACUGAAAGCGAAGUCCUUAAUGCGCAUGUUUCUCUACAAUUUGCGGUUUUACGUUUCCUGACAUUACGUCUGUUACCGUAGGCCUAUUUUACUUGUUUGAGUUGUGAAAAAUGAAAUAUCUCAGUACUCGAGGUGAAGUGACUGGUCUCACGUUUGAGGAGGCGCUGUGUUCAGGCUUUGUACAAGAUGGCGGCAUGCUGCUGCCUGAAGAAGUACCAGUCAUUUCAGAAGACAAGCUGAAGUCAUGGAGUGGUCUUUCUUACAGAGAUCUGGCAAAGAAGAUCACUCCAAAGUUUGUAGCUGAAGAUGAAAUUCCAAGAGAAGAUCUUUUUGGUCUGAUUGAUGCUGCAGUGAUGAAGAUCAACCACCCGGAGACUGCUCCUGUGGCCCGACUACCCAGUGGACUGAACAUUCUUGAACUGUUCCAUGGCAUCACGUGGGCCUUCAAGGAUCUCCCUCUGUCCUUCGUGGGCCUGUUCCUCUCCUACUUCCUGGCCAAGAGAAAGAAACAUCUGACUCUUCUAACAGCUACGUCUGGUGACACGGGCAGUGCUGCGAUCGAGUCUGUACGUGGUCAAGAGUGGAUUGACAUCAUCUGCAUGUUUCCGCUCGGUCGGUGUUCCAGGAUACAGGAGUUACAGAUGACCACUGUUAUUGAUGACAAUGUGCAUGUCUACAGAGGUGAAGGUACAUCCGAUGAUUUCGACAUGCUGAUGAAAGCUUGUUUUAAGGAUGUGGAGUUUGCACGCAAACACAACCUUGGUACCAUCAAUUCAUUCAACUGGGCACGAAUCAUGAUGCAGAUUGUUCACUACUUUCAUGCAUAUUUACAGGUUUGUCAUGUUUGUGGAGAGGAAGUUGAAAUUGUUAUUCCAACAGGAGGAUGUGGAAAUUUAGUAGCCGGAUGCAUAGCCAGAAAAAUGGGAUUACCAAUCAAAAUAGUUUGUGCGGUUAACAAAAAUGACAUUGUUGCAAGAAUUAUCGACAAGGGAGACUUCUCUCCAGAACGAGCACAGAUGUCUCUGGCCCCUGCCAUGGAUAUACAGAUGAUUCUCAACAUGGAGAGGGUGUGGUAUCUGUUUUCUGAUGGAGACUAUCAGCUUGUCAAUCAGCUCAUGACCCAAUUUGAAAAAACAGGCAAAACACAAGUCCCAGAAUCACUGAAACAAAAGAUUCAAUUAGCUGUGAGCACGUUUGUUGUCAGUGACGACAUGAUAAAGAAGACGAUGAGAAAAUGCUGGGAUGAAAACAACUAUCUGGUUUGUCCACAUACUGCCACAGCUGUAGCAUACCACUAUCACAAACUAGAGCAGCCCAGCUUACAGGACAAAUUGCCACAGAUCUGCAUAGCCACAGCCUCUCCAGCUAAGUUCCAAGAAGCAGUCAUUGCCGCAGGUCUGGAGUUGCCACCAAAUGAUGCAGUGUUGAAAAUAGAGUCAUUGCCAACCAAGUGUGAAGACUUCCAGAAGGGUUGUGACUGGAACACAGUGCUCAGGCAGAAAGUGGAGGAAAUAUCAAACAGAUUCCUUGCUAGAAAUGUCUCUUGAAAGACCUAACAUGUCUGAUAGCUAGCAGGAGAUGGAUGCUUGUAAGACACAGAAUUUGUACAGAAUUAUUAUUUAACAAAUUUAAUAUUUAUGUAAUUAGUAGUAAACAGUCUAUUGUAAAUAUUGUAUAUAACAUGCCAUAAAGAUUUCACUCCUCUCGUUCUGUGGUUCAAUGUAAAUAAGGCAUCAGAAGGGUUUUGCAACCAUUGCAAAAUAUUCACAUGAUAUUUUGUUAUUUAUAUAUUAAAUCAGGUGUUGGUAUCUUGAUAUGACGUGUAUGUUUUUUUUACAUAUAUACAGAGCCACCUGUAUGUAAUUAGUACCCUGUUAUUUGAGCAUGUUAAUAUUUUAUAUCAUUCCAUACAUAUCCAAUUACAUGUAUUAUCUGUAUAUUUAUUAUAUAUUAAUAUCUAUACCAUGUGAAAUUCUCUAUAAAUCGUACAUAAAAUCGGAAUAAAAAAGGAUAUAUUUGCUUAUCAUACAUGUAGGUGUAUAUGAAUAUAUUCCAUUCUGUAUUUUAAGUGCAUUGUGAAUGACAGAUAAGUGUCAAUAAAUAUUUAUAGUUUA
Gigantopelta aegis is the source of this 2177-nucleotide messenger RNA. RefSeq names its product threonine synthase-like 2. The transcript is spliced from 10 exons. Gene Ontology annotation, biological process: dephosphorylation; 2-oxobutyrate biosynthetic process. Gene Ontology annotation, molecular function: pyridoxal phosphate binding. NCBI's taxonomy places the organism in Eukaryota, Metazoa, Mollusca, Gastropoda, Neomphalida, Peltospiridae. The coding region runs from base 174 to 1610 and encodes 478 amino acids. The record is from RefSeq and is a predicted model, not a curated record.